Messenger RNA from Colletotrichum chrysophilum, 1302 nucleotides. RefSeq lists its product as uncharacterized. Bases 1 to 1302 code for a protein of 433 amino acids. Gene Ontology annotation, molecular function: saccharopine oxidase activity; sarcosine oxidase activity; flavin adenine dinucleotide binding. The record is from RefSeq and is a predicted model, not a curated record. NCBI's taxonomy places the organism in Eukaryota, Fungi, Ascomycota, Sordariomycetes, Glomerellales, Glomerellaceae. The transcript is spliced from 4 exons.
AUGGCGGAAAGCCCUCUGACGAAGGACUCGAGCAUCGUCAUCAUUGGCGCAGGCACAUUCGGCAUCAGCACUGCAUACCAUCUCGCAAAGCGCGGCUACACCAACAUCAGAUGCAUCGAUCGCCACCCCGUCCCGAGUCUGGACUCGGCAGCCUAUGAUUUGAAUAAAAUUAUUCGAACCGAGUAUGAUGAGCCUCUUUACACCGAGUUGGCACUUGAAGCCUUGAAUGCUUGGAGACAACCGGAGUGGAAGGGAAUUUUCCACGAGACUGGCCGACUCAUCACAACUACAGGAGACCCUCAGGCUGAAAAGCACCUCAAAGAGUCCUACGAGAACCUGAAAAGAGCCGGGCAAUCUGGCAGCCUUGAAUUUGUCGAAAGCAAAGGCCAAAUCAUCAAGCUUGUCCCUCAACUUGCCAACGCACACGGAAUCGAGGACUGGAAGGGCCUGUGGAACAGCCAGGGAGGAUGGGCGCACUCGAGAAAGUCUCUCGAAAAAUGGGGUAUAGAAGUCUUAGAUCUUGGGGUCAAGUUCAUCUCGGGCGCUCAAGGCACGAUGACUGGGCUUCAUCUCGAUGGAUCUGGUAGACUGGACGGCAUCCAGGUUGCGUCUGGCGACAUCGUUCGCGGAGAUCGAUACAUCUUGUGCACGGGCGCUGCGUCUCCGGAAGUCCUGCCCGAGUUAUCGCAGGAGCUGUGGACUAAGUGUUGGACUCUGGGACACGUUGAGCUCACUGAAGAAGAGGUUUCCCAGUGGAAGGGCAUUCCGGUUGUCGACAACUUUGAGUUGGGCUUUACCUUUGAGCCCGAUCCUGAGACUAGAUGGAUGAAGAUUUGCGACAAUAACCCAGGUUACCAAUACCGCCUCGGUACGUACACGGAUCCGUCUGGCAACGUCGAACAGUACUCCAUCCCCCGAUACGCGAGCACGCAUCCCGAAGACGGCAUUCCCGAGGAAGCUGCCAAAGCCAUCAAUCGCUUCAUCGACGUGGUGAUGCCGCAGUUCUCGGGGCGACCGCUUCUGGGCGCGAGAGUGUGUUGGUGCACCGACUCGCCGGACGCCCACUGGCUGAUCGACAACCACCCCAAGUAUCCAUCCCUCCUUUUGGGGACUGGCGACUCGGGCCAUGCGUUCAAGAUGUUUCCUAUCAUUGGAGACUAUAUUGCCGACGCGUUGGAGGGAAAACCAAGGGGUUUGAGAAAGGAGUGGAAGUACGGAAAUAGAAAGUCGAAGCCAGUUGCAACGCGACCAGACACAGAAAUCAAGGAUUUGAGAGACGUCCUAGACUUAAAGGACGAAUAA